AAUGACGUAAUUCUACUGUUAAUCUACUUCAUUUUGGCAUAUUUUUUACUAUCUUCUGUGAUCUGUGAUCACAAAGCAGAAUGUAGUAAUUGGUGGGUUUGAGUUCAUGUGAAUCAGGGAGAUGAUUUGAUCGACCCCUUUUGUUGGGCCACAGGUGUGAAACGGUGGUCCACGUUCACCUACGCAAAGAAACAGAAACAGCCCAUCUCAUGCAGGUUGCUCUCAAAUGAGAUGCAAUCCCUUUUGUGCUGGCAGAAUUCCUAUUAUUGGAACAAACAAUUCUUUUGACAGACUGUGAACGAGAGGUCACAACAUUUGGGUGAAGAGUCAUUUCUCAUACCUUGCUAAAACAAGUGAAUAUGAAGAAGAAAAGCGACACAUCAGCAGCAACCAUGCUCACCAGCUUCCACAACCACAAACGUAUUUGCAAAUGAUGAGUGAAUAUCUCAGAAUUCACUCAUCAUGGACGAUGUUGACACAGGUGUGACUUUAUACAUUUGAAGAAAAAAAAUCAAUAAUGCCUGCCUCCGACCUUUUCACAGUACAUACUAUAUCAACAAUACACACGUCAAUUGUGACUUGAAUCAUUAAUCAACGAAAUGAAAAGUUUUGUCUGGCUCUGAUAUUAAAUUAAAUCACAUAAGAACAGACUGCAAGAAUUCCAAUUCUCAAUGAUUUGUGGUGUAUUUUGGUUUACUGAAAUAUAUUUGGAACUAUCAUAAAUUUUUGAUCCACAAAUAUGUUAAAAAUUCACUGGUUUGUUUAGCUGUAUUACAUUAUAAGAAGUUAUAUUCAGUGACAAGUAUGACUUUCAAAUUGCACUUCCAAUUAUAAACCAUAAUGUGGAUAAAGUGAUUGAAUAUUUUGAAUGAUUUCAGUUUCAUGGUUUAAAAUAUGUGGUUUUGUGCUCAUUUGAGAAAUAUAACUCUCUCUACUUCUUCAUUCUGGACGUGAGAGUGAACUGCCCAAGAAGAAUCCACUUUUGAGUUUGUCAAAAUGCCUUGUGAAAGGAAGCCUAUGCGUUACGGGCAUUCAGAGGGACACACAGAAGUCUGCUUCGAUGACACUGGGAAGUUCAUUGUGACCUGUGGACACGAUGGUGAUGUUCGGAUAUGGGAGAAUCUAGAUGAUGAUGAUCCAAGGUUCAUCACUGUUGGCGAAAAAGCGUAUUCAUUGGCACUCAAGAAUGGCAAGCUCGUGACAGCAAGUUCCAAUAACACGGUGCAGAUUCACACGUUUCCUGAUGGUGAGCCGGACGGCAUCCUUACUCGGUUCACUACCAACGCCACACACGUCACGUUCAACUCCAGUGGAUCCAAAGUUGCUGUCGGCUCCAGUGACUUUUUGGUUAAAGUGGUGGAAGUAUCAGACAGCAGCCAGCAGAAAACCCUCCGGGGCCAUGAAGCACCUGUCCUCAGUGUCACCUUUGACCCUAAAGAUGAGUUUCUGGCGUCUGCCAGCUGCGAUGGCUCAGUCAUUGUGUGGAAUAUUGAGGAGCAGGCUCAGGUGAUCAGCUGGCCUCUGCUGAAGAAAACUAAUGACGUCAGCAAUGCAAAAUCAUUAUGUCGCCUGGCCUGGCAACCUCACACAGCAAAGUUUUUGGCAGUUCCCGUGGAGACCAAAGUUCACCUGUAUGAGAGAGGGUCCUGGAAUCAUGUGAGCACCCUGUCAGAUGAUCUGCUGACUCAGCCCAUCAAUGUGGCAGCAUGGUCUCCAUGUGGAGACUUCCUUGCUGCUGCCAGCGUUGGGGGUUUCAUAACAGUAUGGGACAUUGAAAGCAAACUGUGUGUUGAGCGGCAGAAGCACGAGAAGGGCUUCACAGUGUGCGAUUUAGCCUGGCACCCAUCCGGCAAACAUAUUGCUUACACAGACAAUGAGGGAUGCCUGGGCCUGCUGGAGGGUUUCAGUGCAUCUGGGUCUAAGACCACCUCUUCUAAGGCGACUGGAGAAAAAGGAGAGAAAGGCUACGAAGAUCUAUUUGAUGAAGAUGAUGACAGGGUCAUGGAUGAUGGAUUGAGUGAUGCUAACUCCCCUGCGAAGAAAACAUUCAGUGCGGUCAAUGAAGAUGAGGAGGACGAUGAUGACGAUUUUGUCAUACCUGCAACAGGGCGGGUAAAGAACAGAGGAGGAGCCAUACUGGAUGAUGAAAAUUCACUAGAUUCAGGCUCGUUAAGGCCAGCUAAAUUUGGAGAUGACGAUGAUGCGGACAGUGCCGUGAUGACUGCAGCGCCUCUGCCUGCGGCCUUGCGCCCGGUCUAUGAAGGGCCGCAACCAACGCCACCCCAAAAAGCUUUUCAACCAGGCUCCACUCCUAUCCAACUCACUCACCGCUUUAUGAUGUGGAACUCUGUAGGGACAGUGCGAGGCUACAAUGACGAGCAGGAUAAUGCCAUCGACGUGGAGUUUCACGACACGGCUGUGCACCACACCAUGCACUUCACUAACACGCUGGGCCACACAAUGGCUGAUGUUUCCCAGGAGGCCGUGCUCCUCGCCUGCCCCAGCUCGGCUGAGCUAGCAAGUAAAAUACACUGUCUUCACUUCUCAUCAUGGGACACCAACAAGGAGUGGAUGCUUGACUUGCCCAAGGGGGAGGACGCAAAGGCAUUGUGUCUUGGUCAAGGCUGGGCGGCAGUCGCCACCAACGCACUCAUGGUCAGGCUAUUCUCCAUCGGAGGAGUUCAGAGAGAAAUCUUCAGUCUACCGGGAGCUGUUGUUUGCAUGGCAGGACAUGGAGAGCAGUUGCUCAUUGUAUACCACAGAGGGACCGGUUUCGACGGGGAGCAGGCACUGGCCGUGCAGCUCCUGCAGUUUGGUCGGAAACAAAGGCAAAUCAUCAAUGGGGAACCUCUUCCGAUCUCUCACAAAUCUUAUCUAUGCUGGCUUGGAUUUACCGCUGAGGGUACCCCAUGUUACGUGGAUUCUGAUGGGGUGGUACGAAUGCUGAACCGCUCCCUGGGCUUGACUUGGACACCAGUGUGCAACACGAGAGAGACGUGCAAAAGCAAAUCAGACCACUACUGGGUAGUUGGUGUGCAUGAGAACCCUCAGCAACUCAGGUGCAUACCUUGUAAAGGCUCGAGAUAUCCCCCUACCCUGCCCAGACCGGCUGUGGCCAUCUUGCCUUUCAAGUUGCCUCUAUGUCAAACAACCACUGAGAAAGGACAGAUGGAGGAACAGUUCUGGCGUUCCAUGCUCUUCCACAACCACUACAGCUUCCUGUCCUCCAGCGGCUAUGAAGUCGAUGAGGUUGGACAGAGUCAGUCACAGAAAGAGCAGCAGGAGCUGCUGAUGAAGAUGUUUGCAUUGUCAUGUAAGUUGGAAAGAGAGUUUCGUUGCGUUGAGUUGGCGGAACUCAUGACUCAAAACGUGGUGACGCUGGCCAUUCGAUACGCCUCGAGAUCCAGACGCGUGGCACUCGCGCAACGGCUCAGUCAGGUUGCUCUGGAAAAAGCCAGCCAAAUUCAGGAGGAGCAGGAGGAGACGGAAUACUCCGACAUCAGGCGGACUCCAUCGAGUCAUGACAGUUAUGACCAGAUUGAGGUCAAAGAAAAGCAUCACCGCAGAGAAACACUGGAGGAUGAGCGGAGCCAAGACCUUGAGGAGCAAGAGGACCCACAGACAAUAGAACCUGAAGAUGGAGCCAAAGCCCCAAAGUGUCUAAACCCAUUUGCCAAAGUUCCAGGAUCACCGUCAAAGCAAAUAGCCGCUCUCGGUGAGCAAGCUAGCAGCGUUGGGCGCUCAAACCCUUUCAAGGUUCUUGGUUCUGGGAAAUCCUCUCCUGUGUCUUGUCAUCCUCGUAUGACAAACAUCCUGGACAACAUGACGUCCAGCAGGAAGUCGGCUCCACUAACUUCAUCUGCAGGGAAGUCGAACAAAAGCCCGGUCCUCAAACCACUCCCCACUCGAGGAAAGACAAAGGCUCAGUCCACUCUCCUGCAGAUGAGUGUAAAGACAGUCAAUAAGAAGACCGAGGAGAGCAUGGAGACCAGAGAUAAUCAACAGAAGCAUGCAGAUCUCCCAACUUCUCCCUCACCAGUCGACAAUGCUGAAACGAAGAGACCGAAAACAGGCUUCCAGUUGUGGUUGGAAGAGAACAGGAAGAACAUCAUAGGAGACCACCCUGACCUGGAAGAAAUGGACAUCAUCAAGGAGGCUAUGGGAAUCUUCAGGAAUCUUUCAGCAGAGGAGCGACUGGCAUUGACUGAGCGAGCAAAAGGCCCGGCUGAUGACGUGAUGGACCUGAAGAAAAGAAAACGAAGUGAAGCAGGCGGCAGUGUAGAAAAUGAAAUUGGUCAGGCAGAAGCAAAGGAAAACAAUGCCAAGAAGAAGAAAGCAAUGGAUCCCUCUUCAAAGCUUUCAGCAUUUGCCUUUCACAAGAGCUAAAAUUUGACAGAUCUGUCUUAAUGUGAAACUUUGUAUUUAGUGUUCUUGUUCAGUAAGUUGUGUUCAUUUCUUAAGGCUCUAGUACACUUGUUGACUCGCACUUGGGAUUCCUGAUUUUGUAUCUACUCUUUCACAAAGUGCCAUCAAAAAUGUUUUAAUGCUUCCAUUGCGUGAUCCUGUUUACCAAAAGAAAACAUCAUAGUCCAAUAAAUUCUGGUGAAGUGAGCACAGUAGCGACUGUACUUAGUUCGGUGGAUCAGAUUUGGAGUAUGGCUGCAAGAGACUGUUUUGUAAGGCUGGUGCUGUUGCAUAUCCUUACAACUUUUCAUAGAUCUCGGUGAAAUGUACAAUUGGCUUUACCUUGAAAAAAAAAAAACAGUAAACACAAAAUAUUGAUCAUUUUGCCAGGUCUGAUGUGUGUGCCAAAUUUCAUGCGUUUUGGUAAAGAUUUAGACAAACCAUCUGUUUGUUUUCUUGGCAAAUUGCCACGGCAACGGUAUUUAGCACAAACUUGCGAAUAUUGUGUUUUAACAUCAUAACUGGCUAAACUGUCAUCCAAACCUAUGAUAUGUAGAAAAGUCUUCCAAACAUGACAUUUAAAAAAAAAAUCAAAGCAUAAUACAGGUUUUUCUUAUAGCCAGUAGGUGACAUUGAAAAUAACAACUGUAAAUGAUAACUAAGAUUAGUCUCUCAUCAAAUGGGUGAAAUCUUGAGAAAAUAGACUCAUCUGGUCAAGUUAGAGCAUCUUAAGGAGUCAUAGAAUUGUGAUACCCAAAUGGGCACGCACUCUGCCAAAAAGUCAACAUUCAACGUGAAGCAUGAUCGUCUUGAGGCUUUUCUGACAAAUUUUCAAUUUGAUUCGUUCAAGGUGUGCAUGGCAAUGGAAAGAUGGCAUUUCUUGUCACCACUAAAAGGCGCUAUAUGUCGACCAGAAUAUCAUAUAGAUAGCUCUUUUUAUGCUAUGACUAUGUAUUAAUGUGAAGUUUUGGCUUGCUGAGGCAGCAAUUACAGGGGAGUUUUUGAGCAAGGCUAGAGCUGGAAUUAAAACCUGCACCUCAGAACUUUGAGGCGGACAUGCUAACCAGGGCUCCACCGUGGCACCCCAUCACUUAAAUAACUUAUACAGAUGUGACUUUUGUUUUCUCAAAAAAAAAAAAUGGCAACAUCAAUACUGUAAAAUACAAAAGUGAUAAAUAAUAGUCCCAACACCUGACAGUGUCGUAGAAUGGGAGGAUAUUGAAAGGAGAGUCCUUUUUGGUUUGUAUGGCAGUUGUCUACAUGUGUGCGAAAGAAACAUUUUACUCACGCUUAUGCUAGAGUGAGCUUAGGAUGGUAAAGUAUGUCAUUAAGUUUCAGAACUGCCUGGAGAAAAGUAUGUUCUUUUGGCAUCAUUACCUUGCUAAUAAACAUGUUAAGCACCACCAUCAUAGUAAAUAAUAACAUUAAAAAACUGCCUAGGGAAAAUGUACUGCAUGUUCUUUCCCAGCUAAUAAACUGGUUAUGUGUUCCAGACGUGUCAUUUUCAGGUUUGCCUUGUCAAAAACAUUUCAGAUUUCCAUAACUAUAUUUUUCUUAUUCACAACUAUCAUCAACACCGCAUCUUGCCAAGGAUGGCAAGCAAUGCCCAGAAACAAUACUUCAGAUAUCCACAGCUACGGUCUUCCUAAUCGCAACUGUCAUUCGGUUACUGAGUGUUUUGGCAACGCAAUCGCUAAUAAAUGACCAUCUAUCAAUA
Messenger RNA from Syngnathus typhle (broad-nosed pipefish), 6121 nucleotides. RefSeq names its product WD repeat and HMG-box DNA binding protein 1 (gene wdhd1). Gene Ontology annotation, cellular component: nuclear replication fork. NCBI's taxonomy places the organism in Eukaryota, Metazoa, Chordata, Actinopteri, Syngnathiformes, Syngnathidae. Gene Ontology annotation, biological process: mitotic cell cycle; DNA-templated DNA replication; DNA repair. Bases 997 to 4386 code for a protein of 1129 amino acids. The transcript is spliced from 26 exons. Gene Ontology annotation, molecular function: protein binding; chromatin binding. The record is from RefSeq and is a predicted model, not a curated record.